AUGAAGUACUUGGGCGCCUACCUUCUCGCGAAUAUGGGCGGAAAUGCUUCCCCAUCAGCCAAGGACCUGCUCGCCAUCCUCGGAUCGGUCGGCCUCGACUGCGACAUGGAUGAGGCCAACAAGGUGGUCAACGAGCUGAGCGGCAAGAAAGUCGACGAUGUGAUCGCAGAAGGAAAGAAGAAGGUCUCAUCCGUGCCCUCAGGAGGAAGCGGCGCCCCUGCCGCCGCGUCCGCUGCCGCCCCAGCAGCAGCUGCUGCUCCCGCCGCCAAGAAGGAAGAGCCCAAGGAGGAAUCCGACGAAGACAUGGGAUUCGGACUUUUCGAC
This is a messenger RNA of Mesorhabditis spiculigera, 324 nucleotides long. NCBI's taxonomy places the organism in Eukaryota, Metazoa, Nematoda, Chromadorea, Rhabditida, Rhabditidae. The record is from the annotation of a GenBank genome assembly.